Polistes dominula (European paper wasp) is the source of this 2549-nucleotide messenger RNA. RefSeq names its product alanine aminotransferase 1. Lineage: Eukaryota; Metazoa; Arthropoda; Insecta; Hymenoptera; Vespidae. Gene Ontology annotation, molecular function: transaminase activity; pyridoxal phosphate binding. Gene Ontology annotation, biological process: biosynthetic process. The record is from RefSeq and is a predicted model, not a curated record.
GGUGUAACCAAUAAAAAAAGGAAACAAAUAACCAGAAGUAUCUCGUCAAUGAAAUAAUAAAUGAACGUUACUUAAUACCUUGAAAAGAAGUUGAAUUGUUUUUAAAGUAAAUUUCAAAGAGAAAGAGAGAGAGAGAAUGAAGUGCGUCCUGUUAUUAGAUAAUAAUAAAAAACAAUAAAGAAAAGUGUGUAGUUGGUGCGCGAAACGAGAGGAACCGAGCGUUGAACGUAGAGGAACGAGACGAACCGAAAUAAAACGAAGUUGAGCCGAAGUAACACGAAAUUGCACGGCUCCAUAUUGAAUGUGUGUUGGUGGUGAUUAUCGUGUUUGGUUAAUACUUUGCUGUGUGUUACGACUAUAAGCUAUAUAACACGCACGUUAAGUGCUUAAUAUAUGUCAACAUAUGAGAGAUAAAGAGAAACAUAUAGAGGAAUAAUAAAAAAGAAAAAGAGAGAGAGAGUAAAAUAGAGGGGAACGUUGAAACAGCAUUGUGUUACAUACACACAUACACACACAUAUAUAUACACAUAUUAAAAUAUAUAUAUAUAUAUUCAUAUAUAUAGGUGAAAAAGAUACUUGAAAGAGAUGUCAAAAAAAGGAGUUGUUAUGGCUGCAGCGGGCUGGCCCAGAGCAUGGGAACGUGGGGGUCUGAUAGGUGCAGGAGUAGGAGCUACCGUUGGAAGGAGAGCUGCUAAUCGUUCGCGUCUGUCGAGUAUACGACCGGUAGUUCUGCCGGUGGCUGUUGAUACGACGGUUGUGAAUCGCACUAUGGCAACUACUGCUUCUAACAAUAUGAAAGUCCUUAACGAGGACAACAUUUAUGAGAAUAUCAAAAAAAUGGAAUACGCCGUGCGCGGUCCUUUAUUGAUACGUGCAAACGAAUUGGAAAAAGAAUUACAAAAGGGUGCUAAAAAACCAUUCAAAGAAGUGUUGAAAGCAAAUAUCGGAGAUGCUCAUGCCAUGGGACAAAAGCCUAUUACAUUUUUACGUCAAGUAUUAAGUUUAACCACGUUACCAUCACUCUUGGACGAUCCCAGUUAUCCGGAAGAUGCUAAAUCUCGUGCCAGAGCGCUUCUUCAAGCGUGUAGAGGAAGUGUCGGUUGUUACACCGAAUCCGUGGGAAUGGAAAUUGUUCGUAAACACAUAGCGCAAUAUAUCGAAGAACGGGAUGGUAUACCGAGCAAUCAUCAAAAUAUUUUUCUCGGCAAUGGUGCAUCCGAUGCUAUCAAAUCCGUUUUGAAAUUAUUUGCACAAAGGAUUGAUAACAAACCAACAGGAGUUAUGAUUCCAAUUCCACAAUAUCCAUUGUACAGUGCAACCAUAUCCGAAUUUGGUCUUGGUGAAAUUGGUUAUUAUCUCGAUGAAGAUAAUAAAUGGGCAUUGAAUAUUAGCGAAUUGGAAAGGUCGUUAAAUGAAGCAAAAAAAUGGAGUAAUCCUCGUGUAUUAGUUGUAAUCAAUCCUGGAAAUCCAACUGGUCAAGUAUUAAAUCGGUCUAACAUAGAAGACAUACUUCGAUUCGCUCACAAACAUAAACUCUUCAUAUUUGCGGAUGAAGUUUAUCAAGAUAAUAUAUAUGAUAAGGAUUGUUGUUUUCAUUCGUUCAAAAAAGUUGCCGUUGAAUUAGGACCACCUUACGAUCAAAUGGAAUUGGCCUCUUUCAUGUCUAUAUCAAAAGGAUACAUGGGAGAAUGCGGUAUACGUGGCGGUUACGCAGAACUCGUAAACAUUGAUCCAACAGUUAUGAAAUUAUUACAAAAGUCAAUCUCUGCCAUGUUAUGUCCGACCGUUUUAGGCCAAGUUGUGAUGGAUGUAGUAACGAAUACACCUAAACCUAAUGAACCAUCUUACGCAAAGUUUGAAGAAGAAAAACGUAAUACUCUGUUGUCAUUAGCGGAAAGAUCGAAAUUAGCUGUAGAUAUGUUGAACAGUAUUCCCGGUUACAAGACUAAUCCAUCUAUGGGUGCGAUGUACGUGUUUCCACGAUUUGAGAUACCACAGAAAGCCAUAGAAGCAGCCAAAGCUAAAGGCCAAGCGCCGGAUCUCUUUUAUGCUUUUAAAUUGUUAGAAGAAACUGGAAUUUGUGUUAUUGCCGGUUCAGGUUUUGGCCAAUUACCUGGAACAUAUCACUUCAGAACGACCAUUUUACCGCAAAAAGAAAAGAUGAUAACUAUGUUGACUAGUCUGAAAGAAUUUCAUUUAAAGUUCCUCAAAGAGUACAGUUAAAAACAAAAAUAAUUCAACUGUGUUCGCGAUGCAUUUUUUUUUUUUAUUUUUAUUUCUGCACAAACAUAAAUUGCGUGAAAAUCGUCUUUUACUCGGAUCCGAUUACUCUAACAUCACACGUUUCAAAACAAAACUACGUUUGUGCUUCUUGUUAUAUUGUUUAAUGAAUACUUGUAAAUAGAUGAGUAAAAGUGCAAUUAUAUUAAAAGAAAAAAAAACAAAAAAAAAGAGAGAAAGAGAGAAAGAAAACAACGAGUAUCAGUCAUCGUCUCGGUUCUAAACUAUAUAUUACUAUUUACUAUUUAUCAAUAAAUGUACUAUACUAU